Messenger RNA from Limulus polyphemus (Atlantic horseshoe crab), 1399 nucleotides. Its product is annotated as cytoplasmic dynein 1 heavy chain 1-like. NCBI's taxonomy places the organism in Eukaryota, Metazoa, Arthropoda, Merostomata, Xiphosura, Limulidae. The record is from RefSeq and is a predicted model, not a curated record. The transcript has 6 exons. Bases 158 to 1399 code for a protein of 413 amino acids.
UGUGUUAUCAUAUACAUUGUAUUGAACUUACCUGCAAUGAGUCAUUAGGCGGCGUAGAUGAGACGUUUAUUGUGAUCUGAUGAGGUGGACUAUAUGCAUAACUUUGGGCCGUCUGACUACAAGCAAGUUCCACUAAGCGAAUUUUAAAAUUUUGAAAAUGUCGGAAUCAGGAGGCGAAGGAGGAAGUCCACAACAACCGCCGGUACCUCAGGCUGUUACAGUUGUGGAAUUACCAAUUUUAGUGAAGUACAUAAAGAGGGUUGUUCCAGUGUUGUUAGAAGACGAUGACAUCAUUCAUCCUGCCCUUGAAACAAGUCUAUUAGAAAAAAUAAAUCAAGAAUGCAUGAAAAAAUUUAUAGCUGAUCCCCAAGUUAGAGCUUUAUUCAUACAAAGAAGUUCCAGUAAAGAUGAAGAAGAAGUUGGAGAAGCUGGUGGAGAAGUUGAGGAGGAGAAGGAAAAUGUUACUUACCUUAUUUCAGAUGAAGUUCAUUUUACUAAUCCAAAAUUCAACAGCAUUGUCAUUAUCAAGAAAACGCCUGUUAUUGAAGCAGACAAAAGAAUAGCAUCACAGUUACGUGUGAUGAAUCUGAACGAUAGUUCUCCUUACGAAACUCUGCAUUCCUACGUAAGCAGUGCUGUAGCUCCUUAUUUCAAAUCUUACGUGAGAGAAACCGGUAGAGCAGAGAGAGAUGGCGAUAAGAUGGCCCCUACUGUGGAGAAGAAGAUUGCAGAACUGGAGAUGGGUUUGCUUCAUCUUCAGCAAAACAUUGAUAUCCCAGAAAUCACUCUUCCUGUUCAUCCUGUGGUUGCUGCAACGAUAAAAAGAUGUGUCGAUGAAGGUCGUAAGGCAACUGUCAACGACUUUGGUGACAAAGUAGAAGAUUCAACGUUCUUGAACCAACUGCAGAAUGGAGUGAACAGAUGGAUCAGAGAAAUACAAAAGGUCACCAAACUUGAUAGAGAUCCCUCGUCGGGUACUGCACUGCAGGAAAUAAGCUUCUGGUUGAACCUAGAAAGGGCCUUGCUGCGUAUUCAAGAAAAACGAGAGAGCAUUGAAGUGGCUUUAACUCUCGAUAUUUUGAAGAAGGGAAAACGAUUUCACGCAACUGUCAGUUUUGAUUCAGAUACAGGCCUAAAGAAAGCUUUAGCCACCGUGAAUGAUUACAAUCCACUCAUGAAAGACUUUCCCCUGAAUGACUUACUGGCAGCGACGGAGCUUGACAAGAUACGUCUAGCUCUUCAAGGCAUCUUCUCUCACCUGAGGAAGAUCAGAAGCACUAAAUAUCCUAUCCAACGAGCACUACGACUAGUGGAAGCAAUUUCUAGAGACUUAAUGGCUCAACUACUCAAGGUAUUAUACAGUGCUUUUAGUUCUAAAAACCUAGCAGCAUUAAAAUAA